UCUGGGGCCCGCAGGUGGCUCUGAUGUACCCAUAAGUAUCCCCAAGAUAUCUUAGAGGUGGCCACCAGGGACCCUAAUUUACCCCUGAGAGCACGUAAAAUCCCAGAGGUGAUGUUUCUGUGUCCCCAGGGAGAGAAAUCCUUUUUCCUGCAGCCGGGUGAGCAGCUCCAGGCUGGCAUCGAGGACGUCUAUGUGCUCUCUGAGGAUGAGGGGCUGCUUCUUCAGGCUCUGCAGACAAUCAAGGACACUGACGAGGAUGGGACGGAAGUGGUACGGCGUGCAGGGGACCGCUGGUUGGCCCGGGGUCCUCUCGAGUACGUGCCACCAGCUGAGGUGACUGUGCUGGAGCGACGCCGUGCGCUGGCCCUGGCUGAGAACGAGGGCAUCUAUGUGCGGGACAUCCGCACCGGCAAGGUGAGAGUCCUGUUCCCGCAGACCGGUUGGGUGCACAGUGCCCCUAAACCCACCCCAGUGCCCUUCACACUGCUUUUCAGUGUCUCUAGAAACCUUCCACAGCUCAUCCCAGUGCUUCCAGUAUCCCAUAUAGCUGCUUCCAGUACCUACAGAGCCCAUCUAAGAUCUCCAAGGGCCCCCCACAUCCCUUUGGAUACCCCUCCAAGGGCUCCCAGUAACUCCUUUCCUCUCUCAGUCCCUCAACAGUCCCUUCCCAGUGUUGCUGGGUUUCUGGGACUGCAGGACUCUAGGAUUCAAGGACUAGUAGUACUGGGCCCUGAGCUGGUGGUGCUGGGCCCUGGUGAGCAGCUGACGGUGCUGUCCCUAUCUGGAGGCCGCCCCAAACGGCCCCAUGCACGCCGCAGCCUCUGCCUACGCCUCGGCCCUGACUUCUGUGCUGACAUUGUCACCAUUGAGACAGCUGACCAUGCACGACUGCAGCUGCAGCUGGCCUACAACUG
Phasianus colchicus (ring-necked pheasant) is the source of this 914-nucleotide messenger RNA. The record is from RefSeq and is a predicted model, not a curated record. NCBI's taxonomy places the organism in Eukaryota, Metazoa, Chordata, Aves, Galliformes, Phasianidae.